AGUCUCAAUUCGCUUCACAGAGGCUUCAUCUUAUUUUAACCAGCUGACUUUGAAGUUUUACAUGUAAAACUAAUCCAGUAGUGCCACAUAAUAUCAAAUGAGACGUGGAAUGGCAAAAUAUUACAGUACUUUUAAGUUAAUUUGAACAUUUCAGACCAACGAUUGGGGUUUGUUUGGGAGACAAAUCCGCAGUGGAUGAGAAGUUGCGUUUGAAAAACGGCCUAGUACCUAGACUACGUGUAAGCGAACGGAUAGGUUUUUAACGCCAAAACAAACGGGCAGCAAUCGAUCAGCCGGUUGCUUAAGCGUAAGAAUGGUGUGUCAUCAUUUCUUAAAAUAGAUGCUUGGGCUGUUUGUUCAGAUACCGAAAUGUCGUUUUCAGGUGGAUUUCCUGAAACGAUGAACAUAAGUGACAUGACUGAGGUUAAUCAGUAUUGAUCCAGGUCUUAUGUAGUAUGGCAGCUCACUUCAGAACGACCGAUCAGCACAAAAAUCCCGGUUCCAAACGAAUCUGUCAAGAGCGGUUUUCUUGCAACGGGUCUAAAGCGGAGUUUGAUUGUUCUGACUGCGGAACAAGGCAGUGCUCCGAAUGCGAGAAACGGCUGCACGCAAGCAAUCCUCGGUUUGUUGACCAUUCUCGCGCUAGGAUUCAGCAGCCGGUAUUGCCAGCAUCUGUUCAGAAAUGUGGAAUGUGGUGUAACCCCAUCAAUCCUGCCGAGUACUCGUGUAUUGAAUGCAAAGGAGUUUUAUGCGGGGAGUGCAAUCGGGAUUUCCACAGGGGUAAACACUCUAAACAUCACCGCCGUCCCAUUGUCGUCGCGAUCAAAACAAACUCGGAUGUUUCUGUUGAGGUUGAAAGAGUGAGAGAUACAGCCACCUCAAACAUAUUUUCCCUGAGUGACAGCCAUUCAGAACAAAGUCGGAUAUUCUCUGGAACUUUGCCAGAGCAUGAAACACCGGUAAACUCAUUUACUGAGGAGUUUCAAAGUGCAAUUGAAGUUUGCUUGGAUGACAUUUUUCCAGUGUUGCAGAAACUAGAAAGCCCCCCAGAGUUGAAUAUUAGACUGGCAGAAGGACAGUCCAAGGAAUUCAAAACUUUUGCCAUGGAUGAGUUGUCUAGCAAUGAGUUCCGUAGUCUGGAGGAAGGUCUAGAGAGAGUAAUGAAAGAGAAACCCAAAGCAGUUGAGCUAGACGUUGCCCGCUUUGGGAUGUCUGAAGAACCAAGUGCUCUUUCUUUUAAUUCAGGACAUUUCACCCCCAGUGCUGAAACUAGUGUUCUGCAUUCUCAUGAAUCGAUUAAACCAGCCCCCAAGUCUAGAUCAACUAAACAGCAUGCAAUAGCUUCCCAGCCUGGAAAAGAUACUGUCAAUGCAAAGCAAGAAUCUAAGUCAUACUCAAGCUCCACUACUCAACAGCCACUUCACUCUGUAGGUGACGAGUGUGACCAAAGGAAGAGUGACUCCAGCAUGUCCCGUUCCAAGCCAAGUACCCAACAGAAGGCUCCCAUCUUGUCCAAUCCAAGUCGCGAGCCAAACUUGGUUAGGCCAGUUGCAUCAGUGAUGGGUACUUCGCAGAACUCCAUCAGCUCCAGUGAGGGAGACGGAGAGACAGAGUCUCCCAGAGGCAGUGUGAGUCGGAGGCAGAUCGGCACUCAAGGAACAGGGAAGGACGAUGCAUUCUCUUCAAUACAGCUAAAGACCAAGGAGCCCGUCUUCAGAUAUAAGCCAGGGUUCCUACUGGUUGAUGAAAAUGAAAAUCUUCAGGUUGAAACAGCAACCAGGUUUGCUGAGCAUCUGAGUUGUCCCCCUGACACGCCAGUCAAGGUUGUAUCCAUCUUCGGCAAUACUGGGGAUGGCAAGUCCCACUCCCUCAAUCACACCUUCUUCUGUGGCCAAGACGUCUUUCGCACGUCCCCCGCCCAGAACUCCUGCACCAUUGGCAUCUGGGUGGCCUACGACGAGGCAACCAGUGUCAUUGUCAUUGACACGGAGGGUCUGCAGGGUGUCUCCACCAACGAGAACCAGCGCACCCGGCUGCUCCUGAAAGUGCUGGCCAUCUCGGACGUGGUUGUGUAUCGCACGCGGGCCGACCGCCUCCACAGGGAUCUGUUCCAGUUUCUCGGGGAUGCCUCCAAAGCGUACAGUCGUCACUUCAACCGGGAGUUGAAGGCUGCGUCAGAGAGGGGUCACCUGAGCGGAUCACUCACCAGUCUUGGGCCAGCUGUUAUUGUCUUCCAGGAGACAACUCAUACUCUACCAUUAGGAUCUGACCAACCUGCACCAGGCGACAGCCUUGGUGUCUCAGCUGAUGCCAUCCUGAGAGAACGCUUCAAGGAAUAUGGCCACAGCAUCGAUGCCUUCAGCUGCGUUCAGUACAUCGGAACUCAGACCAUCACACCCCCAACCGAUUUCAGAAGUCUGCGUAGGGCCAUACUGGCUCAUGUGCGAAAUGAUAGUGUCAGGUCCCCCAGACCUCCAACAGUGAUCUACAAUGCACUCAAGGUCUUGAAUGAUAAAUUCAGCGGUGAAAUCGACGCCACUGUGCCUUCCACCUUCCCUGAUGAGUAUUUCACCUGUUCAGAUCGCUGUCUUUCCUGCGAUGCGCGCUGCGGUCGCACCAUGAACCACAGCAAGGACAACCUGCCACAUCAGUCAGAGUCACGCUGUCGAUACCAACACCAAUUUGAUAACCAGGUGUUCAUUUGUAAGAAUUGCUAUGAGCGUGGCGAGGAAGUGUUAGUGGUCCCCAAGACCUCCUCCUCAGGAGAUACAUCAUGGUUAGGUCUGGUCAAAUAUGCCUGGUCUGGAUACGUUUUGGAGUGUCCCAACUGUGGGAUCAUUUACCGCAGUCGACAGCACUGGUAUGGGAACCUUGAUCCCGAGCAGACUGCAGUGAGAACAGAGAUCAGACAUGUGUGGCCAGGAGGUUGCACUGUGCUUCAAGGUACCCACAAUGCAGCGAGGCGUGUGGUGGAUGGACUGUCCUCAGUCAUUGAGACAGUGAGCUCAGUCAGUGCUCGCCCCACCCAAAUGGUGACACAGUGGAUGACAGAUCAGAUAGCACCAGCCUACUGGCGACCUAAUGCCGAGAUCACAGUCUGCCACAUGUGUGAGCAUCCCUUCGGUGAAGGGGAGAAGAUCCAUCACUGCCGUUCCUGCGGAGAGGGUUUCUGUGAUGACUGCUCCUGUCAUCAGAUGCCCGUCCCGGAGCGAGGCUGGGGGGAUAAGCCAGUCAGGGUGUGUGAGCAGUGUUAUAUGAAGAAAUGCCAAGAUCCUGGCCUGGCUGAGGUAACCCCAGAGGAUGCAGCCGAGCAGCCAGUAACGGUCCGGAGGGUUGGUGAGGUGGUACAAUCCACGUUCAGUGUGCUGGGGAAUGCCAUGCAGUACCCGCUCGGUUUCAUGGUAGAUGCAGCACGCCCUGCCUACUGGGUACCAGAUAGUGAGAUCAUUGUGUGCUCCUGCUGCCAGCUGGAGUUUACAAGCAAGAUGCGCAAGCACCACUGCCGUGCCUGUGGGAAGGGGGUCUGCGGAGAUUGCUCGGAGAAACGUCGCCCGGUGCCCUCACGGGGUUGGGACGAGGCCGUUAGGGUGUGCAACAAGUGUGACAAGAAACAAGGUCCGCUGUAACCACAACAGGUUUGUGGAACACGAGAAUACAAUCACAAAUGUAGUUCCAACUCAUCAAUUUGUGUCCAUCUGUCAAGGGCAGGUACAAGGGUAGAUCCAGAACUUCUAUUUUUGGAGGGGGUGCCAAACUUUUUUUGGGGGGGGAUUUUAUUUAGCUUUUUAUGGUUUUGCUAUUGGGUGAGGCCCCAUUUUGGGGCUUCUUUACUCACUUCAGAAGGAAGAGCAAUGAAGUCAACAGAAAGGCCUUUCAUCGUUCAAAACAAAAAUUGUUGUUUUUGCUCUUUUUUUUACAAUGGCAAAUAGGAAGUAACACUAUAGACUAACCAGAAAAUAUAAAACUGCAUGAGCUUUCGUAGCAACAACUGCUCCAUCAGAUGCAAUGAGUAGAAAGCCACUGUCUCUAUCCAGUCAGCUUCUAGAUAAUCUUUUGUUCAGCAGCUUCCCUUUUUUUUGGGGGGGGGGGAGGUAUGGUCCUGUCGGCUGUCAUCCACAUAUCUCAUCUCGUCACAUUGCUGUCUCAACUUUUGGAAAACACCAUUGAAGUCUUUGUCAGCCAGGGGAUUCCUUCAAUUUUUAUAAUUCCUCAGGAGCUUGUUGAAUCCUGCACCCUCCUUUUCUUUCCUGAGUAGGGAAUCCCUCACUCGUAUGAGCUGAAAGUUCCUCUCUGUAUCUAAAUCACUAAUUUACAUUUUCACCCUCAGAAAGACUCGGUGCAGUUAGUUUGCUUAGUUUAGAAUGCCACUGCUUUUAUUCUGUGAUGCCACUUGUCUCACAAUUUUAAAGCUGAAGGGUGUUUAUGUAAAUUAACUUCAUAAUAUAAUUUGAUGAAUUUGAAUAACAGUUUGAAGCUAUGCAUGCAUGUUGCUGUAGUUUAAUUUUCGUCAUCUUGAUAAGUGACAGUCCAAAUUUGCUAGCCUUCUGUAAGAUGAUUGCUUUGUUUGCUUUGACGUAAAAUGGUUAUUUAACAGGGAAUUGGUCAUUGCAACCCAUAUUAUGACUAACAGAGCAGUUUCUCUUCACAUUUAUAAAAAAAUCAUCAUUUUGGGUGUUCAGUUCCACCGCUAGAAUGCUCAGAGUAAUAAAAAUAAUACGUUGAUGAGGACAGCAAUCAAAUCUAGCGAUUUGAUGAUGUCAUAAUAUGGCUCUCAUCCCCUAGAGUUUCUUGACUUUGGGGCCAUUAUAGGGGGCUUCAUAGCACAAGAACAGAGAAAAAACAGGUAGUAAGUUAGAUGUUAUUCAUGGCAAAUGACCACGGCAGUCUGCUUAAAAUUCAUAAGGACCUUGCUCUGGUUCAAAUUGGGACGGUUCAACUUUAUCAUAAGUCGCA
This is a messenger RNA of Acanthaster planci (crown-of-thorns starfish), 4953 nucleotides long. It is a transcript of the gene zfyve1, whose product is annotated as zinc finger FYVE-type containing 1. Gene Ontology annotation, cellular component: lipid droplet. Gene Ontology annotation, molecular function: 1-phosphatidylinositol binding; phosphatidylinositol-3,4-bisphosphate binding; phosphatidylinositol-3-phosphate binding. Gene Ontology annotation, biological process: lipid droplet formation. The record is from RefSeq and is a predicted model, not a curated record. NCBI's taxonomy places the organism in Eukaryota, Metazoa, Echinodermata, Asteroidea, Valvatida, Acanthasteridae.